Neolamprologus brichardi is the source of this 7740-nucleotide messenger RNA. The record is from RefSeq and is a predicted model, not a curated record. Lineage: Eukaryota; Metazoa; Chordata; Actinopteri; Cichliformes; Cichlidae.
UUCUCUCUCCCCCCGAGUUAUUCCCCAGUUUACCUUCGGACGAGCCUGUAAUGGACUACUCCAGUUCUCCCAGCAACCUGGACGGAUUUUAAGAAGCGCUGGCAUUUUUUAAGCCCCCUUCACGACAUUUUACCCUUUCAAGUCAGAAGGAUGGCUGAAAAGGAGCCCGAAUCGCCUGGAAAAUUAAAGACAUUAUUAUAGCCAGAACUGGCUUUUUCGGAAUAGAGGGCCUAUCCGAACGGACUAUUUCCUUUCACAACUUUCCCCGCUGUGGAUAAUGGAUGGCAGAGAUUUUGGUCCUCCCCGAUCCGUCCACGUUCCACCUUCGUUGUUGGCGGGGCUCGCGAUGGACUCUCACUCCAUCCGGCUCGGAGCAGCUGCUGCAGCCGGGAGGAUCCCUCCCUCCUCCGGUCACUUGCUGGGGAGUCAGCCGCAGCCUCUCCACUCCGGAAAAUUCUUGCCAUCGGCCAUUAACCUACAUCCACACCACAGCGAUGCCUUCCCGGCAGGCUCCAGCCCAUUCCUGUCAGGCUAUCCAGGCCCCUCCUCUCUGACCUCUGACCCUGCAUACAGAUCCGCAAAUCCCAGCAGUCUGCAGAUGGCUCAGCUGUGGGCAUCGCAUGCUCAUGAUGGCUACCCCCCUCUUCCAAGCAGCCUGUACUCCAGCCCUUACUUGGGGCACCUGGGGCACCUUGAGCCUCCCUCGCUCUCCCAGCACCCUCUCUAUGAUUCUCAUAAAGAGGGAUAUUACCUGCCAUCCUCCCUGAGGCAGUCACCUCUCCAUCCCCCGUCUGCUGCCUCCAAUACCCCGUCCAGCUCCACACCCCCACAGAGGACAUCCCGGGAAGGGGUGAGGGAAAGGUCUUAUCGGGGAGAGAGGGAUAGAGACAGGGAAAGGGAGCGGGAACGUUCAAGAGAGGAGCAGCGGCCGCAGAGCGUGGUGGACCUGACACAGGACGGGAGAGGUGAGGAGGACCGCAGGGUGGGCAGGGAACGGGAACGAGAGAAGGAAAAGGACCGGGACGCAGAAAGAGACAGAGAUGGUUGGUCCUUCCAUCUACACCAGCAAAAGUCACACUCCCAGCCUUCCACAGUGGAGCCCAGAUCCAGGCUGUCAUCUCCACAGACCUCCUUCCCUCCUGGUGGGGGUGGAGGAACAGGCAGGUUUCAUGGACCAGAACCGGACAGAGGGAGUCGGGACGAGGAUAGCAGCUCUCGACUCCACCAUAACUCUAAUGCUAAUGCGAAUAACUCAAACCCUCAUUCAGAGAGACAUAGGAGGAAUGACUCUGUAGCCACGUCAGCUGGAACCCUCCACAUAUCCUAUGUCCUCCCUCCUGCUCUCCAGUCCUCAGCAGCUGGUGCGCCCCACCUUUCCACAGCCAGAGAGUCUGUCAGGGAGCAACGAAUAAGCGCACCUACGUAUGUGCCUUCUGUGGAGGUUUAUGAUGAGCAGACGGGGCCGAUCCAGAUAGCAUCACAAGCGCGCGACAACAAACACAGAGACCGAGAACGGGAGCGUGACAGAGACGUGGAGCAUGAACGGGACAGAGACAGAGAGAGGGAGAGCUACAGGUUUCAUGAGAAGAUCGUCAUGGAGCAUCCUCGGCUCUCCCACUCAGGCGAUUUAAGCAAUCAAAGAGAGGAAGGUUCUGUGAUUUGUUCCAAUGGUUCUGUUGGUAAACGAAACCAGGACGCAUCCCUCUCCUCCAUUCAAUCAAGGUUCAGCCCAGAAACCAGGGACAUCUCUAAACACUCAAACAGAUUAGGCAUAGAGCGAUCUGCGGCAGAGCCCAAGUGGAAUCCUAUCAGUCCGGUGACCAAAUACGCUACAAGUCACAUGGCUGCUCUGGCAGCCCAACACACGCUUUCUUCUCCCCACAGCCAGCAGACACACACGCGAAUGUCACAGUCCCCUCACACAUCCCAUCGACACAACAGCAACACACAAUCGACCCACAGCCAUUCCCCCCAAACACACUCCUCCCAGCACGGACACGGGCGUGCAAGCGAAGAGGGUAGUCAGAGACGCUACCUGGACCCAUCGGCGCUCUACCGACCAGGGGGUUCCAGCGGUGGAGAGCGUGGUGGAGGAUUGGGUUCGGAUUCUAAAGAGGUUUCGGCCAUGCAGAGCCUGAUCAAAUACAGUGGAAACUUUGCUGCUGAAGGCCCUGGUUCCUCCAGGAACAUCACGGACGGCAGAGGGCCCUUUGGUGGAUUGGGGAACAUUGGGAUGGAAGUGGAGAGGGAAAAGGAGAGGGAGAAAGAGAGAGAGCGAGAAAGGGAGAGGGAUAGGAUAGCAGUUGGCUCCGGUGGUUCAGGAACAUUAAGGAUGCCUCAGCUGAAGAGAGAACAGGAACGACCCGACAGUGCCCGCUCCUUUGGCCGGGAAGGUGAGGGCGAGGUGCGCCACCCUCCGGUUGGGAUCGCUGUUGCUGUGGCUCGGCAGAGAGACAGCGGGGCCACCAGUAAACAGACGAGUGGAAGCUCAGACACACAGAGACCCCUGCUGCAAACCGCUAUUAAAGAUGAAGAACGUGGAGAGGACCGUGCUCGCCACCACAAUGACAGACUGCUGGCUGGCCGGCUCGAACGUGAGCAGGAGAAAGUGCUCAGAGAGUCCAAGGAACUGGCAGAGUUUACUCAGAUGCACCCUGCCCCACUAUCUAGCGGCUUGACACCCGGUAUGAUGACGUCCAGCCUCAUGACCCCAAACCUUAUGGUCACAGGAGGGGCCGCUCUGGCAGGGGCAGGACGAUGGCCUCCCGACCCCUCAACUUUGACCUCUCACCCGUGGAUACCCCGGUCUGGAGCUCCCCCAGUCUGGCUCUCUGGCUCUCCAUACAGCCUGGGUCCCUCUUCACUCCACCAGACCCUCCCCCCAGGCUACCCACCCUCUCUGCCAGGCUCGAUGCCCCCUCCCUACCAGUUUGCCAGAGAUCCGCAGUCUGGACAGCUAAUCGUCAUCCCAUCCGAACACCUGCCACACUAUGGUGGUGAUGUACUGGAGCGUGGAGCCCCAGUGUGGUCGGGUGUGUACGGUACAACCAGCACUUUGCAGCAUGCGGCCCAGCUGCAGCUCCUCUCUCAGCAGCAGAUCCUCCGACAACACGAGCUACUCAUGAUUCAGCAGCACACGGCGCAGGUCUUGGAGCUACAGAGGAAUGCACAGAUAGCUGAGCGCCUAAAGGCCAGUGAGCACCGGCCAGAGAUUGAAGACAAAGCAGACAAGCGUAACACUGACUCAAAGCCCAGACCCUCCUCAAUUUCAUCCCCGUCUCCCUCACCGGUGCUGCAUCCCCGCAAACCUCCUCCUUCCUCUCGAUCUCCAACCCCGUCGACAUCGUCCCUAACCCCGCUGCCUCGGCUCCCCUCUCCAGUGACCACACUGAAGUCAGAGGAAGGUGGGCAGAGAGUACUGUCUCCGCCGAAGCCCCUGCCUCACCCGCCUUCACCCCGUUCAGCGUCUCCCCCCCCUUCCUCGCCACGGCGGCCUAAACAAGAGAUGUCUGAAGAGGGGGAGGUGGGACAGAGGGAACAGAGAGAGGGGCAGAAGCCGACCUCUGCACCCUUUCAAAGCAUCUACUCCGAUCUCCCUCCAGGUUAUCCUUACCAGUCCAUCACAGCCCCAUUUGGCUCACCUUUUCCUCCUUAUCACAUCCCAACACCCACAGGGGAAAAUGCAGAAGCUCAUUAUGCAGAGUGCAUCAGCACAGAUUCAGACAGACAGGAACUGUCUCAGACAUGUGCAUCACUAGAUCAAACCACCAGCGUUUCAUGUGAACAGGAACAGCCAGACAGUCCAGUCAUCUUGGAUGCUCCGAGUCCAAAAGAAAGUCUUGUUGAUCCUCCUCUCUAUCCACUUCCUGCCCCUACCUCUCCACUUCCACUUCUCAUCAGUUCAGAAGAUCCCAUGGCAGGGAUGCUCGCCUUGCUGACAGCUAGUGAGAUGGUCCAUCCUCUAUCCAUCACCCCACCUGCCCCAACACUCAUACCACAGAUUGAAAGCUGCAGCACUGCAGGACCUAUGGAGAUGGUGGCGCUGGAGGGGAUGGCCCUGCUUAGCCAAAUGGCUCAGCAAGAGUUAGAAAACAGCCAUAAGGAGCAAGAUGUGACAUUAGAGGGUCUAGACUGUCUUCUUGAAGCAAGCAAACAAAUCCUUCUGGAGGCCAUAGAGAAACAAUCCCACAUCGAUCUGCCCAGAACGCUGGACCCCAACAAGAAGUACAGCUGGCGGCAGAGGAAAGAGGAGCCGCUGUACAGUAAACUGCCUCUGGAUGUGUUGGACACAAUGGAAGUGGAACUCCGUGUCCGCUUGGCUGAGCUGCAGAAGACGUAUAAAGAGAAGCAGAGAGAGCUCAGCAAGCUCCAGCGACGCAGAGACAAGCGUGAGCGCCAGCUGCAGGAAGAUGAGAGGCGCAGUCUAACCAGACGGGGUAGAGGGCGACCUAGAAAGAGGAAGCACUUGGCCACACCUACCAAACUGGACAGCAGGCCUGGAAAGGUGGGUCGGGCGGUGCAAUACUCGGAGGAUUCUGAAGCAGGGGAAGGACAGAGGAAGAAGUUCCGGGUGUCCAGAGAAGAAGAGGAGACAGAAGCAGGAAGUGGAGGCUUGAAAGUGAAAAAGAAGAAAAAGAAGAGCUGGAAUGACACGGAGCCAUCUACUAGUCAUCCGCUGGAGGUGCUAAAGGCAAAGCGCGGCCUCCUAUGUGAGCAGGAGCAGCUGGCGUCAGACCUCGACAGAGCGCUCUCUCUCUCGCAGCUCGGCUCUCUCGGCGCAUCACGCAAAUUCACCUCCAACACGAAAUCGGAGAAGUCGAAGAGCAAGUCUGUGGAAAGUCGACUCAAGGAGAGAGGAAUCCACUCCUCGGUCAAAGCAGGAAAACACAAGAUGGCUUCUAAGGCUUCUGCUUCAGACGCUGCCCGGAAAGUGAAAGGUCAGAAGAAGACAGCUUUGUUCUCUCCCAUGAGAUCAGAGCUCAGCAGCUGCUCUAACAGUGAGUACCUGGAGACAAAAAGUAGCUUCAUGUGUCUUUUCCCCAACUGUCAACACAGCCCGAGUUCUAGACUUUACAUAAAGGCGGGCUGCGGCGGUUCAGACAGUGGAUCUCCUCUCUCCACUGUUGUUUCUCUCCUGCCUACACCUGGAAAUCUUUUCUCUGAUGCAGAAACCUCGGAGGACGAGGAGGAGGAAGAGUCGGAUUCAGACGACGACCCCGGUUGUGAGGAGAGCGGGCUGGGUCUGCUGGCCAGGUUUGCGGCGAGUGCGCUCCCUGUCAGCUCGGCCUCUUUGAGUCUCCACCACGACAGCAAACACUGCAGCAGGCAAAGCACUCUGGGUUCAACAGAGUGCGAGUGGUCAGACUCUGGCUCGGACGUGCGGUUAAGGAAGUUCCCUUCUCUGCUGCACGGAAAACGCUCCGCCCCCGAGCUCCCCCUUUUGCCACCAGCGACCCGCCGCGUUGACCAGAGUAGCCCCACCAAGCGAGACGAGGCCCUGCCAGCCAAACGCAAACCUCUGCCCAAAUCACGCCCUACGCCUCGCUCACCCCGGAGAUUUAGUUUCGACCUCGCCAGCAGCUCUGGGUUCGGAGGUUUCAGCGAGGAUGAGGGCUGGAACCGCCGACGCAGCGAGAGGAUUUUUCUCCACGAUGCCACGGUUUCAGCAAAUCAGAUGUCUGUGUCAGCCUCCACCCCUUCCACCAGUCAGAGCUCCUCGUCCUCCUCCACCAGCUCGGCCCCACCGCUCACACCGAAGGCCGUCUCCAGACCGAAGCCCACUCAGCCCGGCAGAGACGGGAAAGACGUGGUGAAAAAAAAGAAGCUGAAGGACUCUCCUCUGCCUGUGAGCCCGUCCACUCUGUGCAGUCCAGUCACAGACAGCCCUGCACCGCUGAGCCUCAGCCUGGCACGUAAGAGUCAACCAAAACCCAAGACCAAAGCCAGAGAGCCUUCCAGGGGUGCGGUGAGCCGGCUGAUGGAGAGCAUGGCGGCAGACGAAGACUUCGAACACAACCAAGACAGCAGCUUCAGCGAGGACGAACUCGUCCCAGCACGAAGCAGCAGCGUGUCAGAGAGUGCCUCGACUCCCGCUCCAGUGCAGUGUGUGCUGGAUAAGGACUCUCUGGUGGACGGACUCAGAGUAUUGAUCCCGAUGGACGACCAGCUACUGUACGCAGGACAUGUGAACACUGUACACUCCCCUGACAUGUGAUUCCUACUUCUGUGUGUACAGAUCAUUGAUGUGAAGCCUCCAUCCGUGCGCUAUCUCCCUGAGGGCACCCGCAUCGCUGCCUACUGGAGCCAGCAGUACCGCUGUCUUUACCCCGGCACUGUUGUCAACGGAAGUUCAGACAUCGAUGAGAAUGACGAUCUCAUCACGGUGGAGUUUGACGAUGGCGACACGGGCCGCAUCCCUCUCUCACACAUCAGACUGCUGCCGCCAGACUACAAGAUCCACUGUGCCGAACCAUCCCCGGCUCUGCUCGUGGCCAGCUGUUCCAGGAGGAGGGUCCGCAAAUGCAGCAAAGAGGGUAAAGAGGCGGGAGCAAAGCCAGAGGAGACCACACCCAAGAUCAAGGGAAAACCUGGUCGCAAACCAAAACCCAAACCAGGAGAGAAAGGGAAAAUCAAGAAGAAGAAGAAAUGCACCUCAAGCUGCUCUUCAUCGUCUUCGUCCUGCUCUGGUUCUUCCUCAUCUUCUUCCUCGUCGUCAUCUUCAUCAUCAUCAUCUUCGUCGACUGACGACUCCUCCUGCAGCUCAGAUGAAGAGAGGACUCCUACACCUCCACCAGCCUCAGUCCAGAAGCCUCCAGAACAAGAUAAACCUAAGGAAGAAGCAAAAGAAGAGGAGGAGGAAGAGGAGGUGAAGAAAGAGGUUGAGGUGAAAAUGGAGGAGGAAGAACUGUCUCCACCACCACAGUCUCCCUCCCCUUCAACCUCUCCAACAGCUGCUGCUCCUGCUCCCUCUAAACCGGCUAAGCCAGCCACCGGAAAGGGCUCCGGACAAAGGGGUCGUCCUCCAAAACCAAAGCCCAGUGGAGGAGAGGGGAAAGCGGGGAGGCCAAAGAGGAGAGAGGGGGUCCACCUUCCCACGACUAAGGAGCUGGCUAAACGUCAGAGGCUUCCAAGUGUGGAGAACAGGCCCAAAAUUUCAGCUUUCCUUCCUGCACGACAGCUCUGGAAGUGGUUUGGGAAACCCACUCAGAGACGUGGUAUGAAGGGCAAGGCUAAGAAGCUCUUCUACAAAGCCAUUGUGCGUGGCAGAGAAAUGAUCCGCAUCGGGGACUGUGCAGUGUUCCUGUCCGCCGGCCGCCCCAACCUGCCCUUCAUCGGUCGCAUCCAGAGCAUGUGGGAGUCCUGGGGCAGCAACAUGGUGGUCAGGGUCAACUGGUUCUAUCAUCCAGAGGAGACGAACCCCGGCAAGAAACUCACAGACAAGAAGAACUGGGAUCAGAUAUGCGGUCAGUCUUUACCAGCAGCUCUGCACUCUUCCAUCCAGAGGAAAGACUUUAUGGAGCGCGCCCUCUACCAGUCGUCUCACAGCGACGAGAACGACGUGCAGACGGUCAGCCACAAGUGCCUGGUGGUGAGCGUGGAGGAGUACGAGCAGAUGACCCACACUCGCCGCUACGCCGACAGCGAGGACCUCUACUACUUGGCCGGCACCUACGAACCCACCACGGGGAUGAUCUUCAACACCGAUGGAGUUCCAGUCAUCUGCUAAAAAGAAAAGAGAAA